AUGGCGACGGAAAAGGACCUCAUCACCUGCCACGUCCUCGACACCACCGCCGGCCGCCCGGCCGCCAACAUCAAGGUGCGCCUCGAAGGGCCCGAGAAGAUCAAUGGCCAAAAGACACAGUUGGACGCGCGCUGCCUCUACAAGGCCGUCACAGACACCGAUGGACGCGUCAAGCUCUGGCAGGGCGCGUUUGUCGAGGACACGUCGCUGGGGGAGACGCUCAAGGGCAUUCGGGGCACGUCGCAGUGGCGGCUGACGUUUGAGACGGAGGCGUACUUUGGUGAGGGCAAGACCUUCUUCCCGGAAGCCGUCGUCGUGUUUCGCGUCGACGAGGGCCAGCACUACCACGUGCCGCUGCUGCUGAGUCCGUUUACGUUUACGACGUACCGCGGAAGCUGA
Molecule: messenger RNA, 399 nt
Organism: Akanthomyces muscarius
Lineage: Eukaryota; Fungi; Ascomycota; Sordariomycetes; Hypocreales; Cordycipitaceae
Exons: 1
Coding region: 1-399 (132 amino acids)
Biological process (GO): purine nucleobase metabolic process
Molecular function (GO): hydroxyisourate hydrolase activity
Source: RefSeq, a predicted model, not a curated record